CAUCUAGAGUCUAGAGUUAGAGUGAAGACUUGGACUCACUAGCAAGAUAGAUCUAGAAUCUAGAGUCUAUUUAGAUCUAUUCCAGAUCUAGUAUGAUUUAGUGCCAGAUCUAGAAUACUAGAUUAUUCUAGAUCUAGUCUAUGAUUGUAACACUAGUCACUAGAUUAGAUUGUCUAGAUUUUAGAUAAGAUAUCUCUGAAAUAUCUGUACUGUUGAUAUUGAUAGACUCGGAAUACUCGGAUAGAAUCUAAAAUCUAGAUUAUUCUAGAUAGAUCAUAUAAUGUCUAGAUAUUCAUUUAAUUCAUCAUAUUGACAUAGUCGACAUAGAUCUAUAUUAUAAAUGUAUAUCAUUGAAUUGAAUCAUAUGAUUUAAUAUCUUUCGAAGGAAUUGAAUUAAAUAUUAAAUUAAACAUUUGAGUUUGAGCCUAUUUGAGAUCUUGGCUCUUUGAUCAUGAGGGGUAAUUUAAAUAUUAUUAGUGGCAACUGCCCUAAUUGUCAGAAAAAAAUGUUUUUUCCUGAGCAUGAGGCAAGUGUUGAGUGUACAGGAUGUGGCCAGAGACAUGCUCAGUCCAAUCUACAAAAUCUGCAAGUCACAGGAAUGCUUGAAGCUAUACAAAAUUUGCUGGAGAAAUUGAGACAGAGAGACGCUGGACAAAUGCCUAUUCCUGAUCAAGAUUCCAGCAAAGUGAAUGGACUCUCCAAUUAUCUGUGUGCCAUGCUGUCACCAUUACUCACAACUCAUGGCAUGGACAAAGUAACUGGAACAGCUAAGCUACUUACUGAAAUGGGAAAGUCAUCCAUUUUUGACUGCUCCCAACUGGCAGACAGAGCUUUCCUUAUAGAUCCAGAACACAUGAAUGUUCCUGGCUAUGGCAGAGACAAAAGUGGAAGUGUUGAGUAUUUAAAGCAGACUCUGGGCAUCAUUAAGAAAUGUAAUGAGAAUGAGGAAAGAUUGGUUCCCAUACAUGCUGAUGGUGAUGGUCACUGUUUAGUUCAUGCUGUAUCUAGGGCAUUAGUGGGAUGGCAGCUGUUCUGGCACCCACUCAGAAUGAACCUCAUUCACCACUUUAGGACAAACUUCCCCAAGUACCAAAUGCAGUUUCAGGAUUUCAUUGAUGAAAGUGAGUGGCAGCUAAUCAUUCGAGAGUGUGAGCCAGAUUUCAUACCAAUUGGAGCAGAACCUACUGGUCUAAGAAAUAUUCACAUUUUUGGUUUGGCUAAUGUCUUGAAACGACCAAUCAUAUUGUUGGAUUCAUUGGAAGGCAUACAGAGCCCAGGGGAUUAUUCAGCCAUUUUUCUGCCAUGUUUCUCUUCUCCUUCUGAAUGCAUGAACAAAGAUGGUGUUCUAAACACACCAAUCUGUAUAGCAUGGAGUAGUCCUGGAAGGAAUCACUUCAUACCCUUAGUAGGGGUUAAAGGUAAAAAAUGUCCUGUAUUACCAAAAUUCAUGGUCCAACGUGCCUGGGGAGUUGCAGAUACUGAGAUUCAGAACUAUGUCAAGAUGGAUGAACAAGGCUGCUGUCAGAUUGGUGGUGAAAAAGUUUUGCAGCCGGCUUACUUUCAGCGUCUGGUUGCAGCAAUGUCAGAACUAUUUGACAAGACCAACAGGAUAUCAGCAGCAUUGUUGGCAGACAUGUAUCAUCAUGUGUUUAAAGCUCAUGGUUUUGUGUUUGGUAUGAACAUUGAGCUUCUGAUGGACAAGACUAAACUCAGUGUAGAGGAACGCCUUUUGUUCAUGUGUACAAUGUGUCACAGCCUCUGUUUAGCCAAUGACAUCAGUGAAGAUCGUUUAUACCCAGGGGGUGACUUGUAUGCUCGGGCAGUGUCCUUGGAUGGGAAACUGAGGGAGAAAGUCCCAUACAAACUUCAUGUUUGCAAAGCCUUGUAUGAUGCAACUCAAGAUAGACUAGUAGUUAUUAAAGGAACUCACAAACCUAGUGGCUGUCCUCACUGUGCAAAACCUGAAGCAGAGUUUCGCUUAGUAGAUGCCAACUACAAAGUUCAUUACAAAAAUGGUGACAGGACAACAACAAGGUCUAACAAGUGCAGCUGUGGAUUUAAACAUUUCUAUAAUGGACAUGAGUAUGAUGGGACAUCUAAACGUGUAAAAGUAGACUUGGAGUGGGGAGGCAGAUCAUUUAUUAGAGUCUUGGACUGGUUUCAAGACCAGGAAGAUGUAAACCUCAACAGUAAUGCUUAUGAAUUGGCUCAGAAUUUGGUGCAAGAACUUUUCCCUGGUGAAUUUGGCAGUGAGAGACUUGUUCAGAGAGUUGUGGAUCAAAUCUUGCAACAGACUCAAAUACCUGAGAUGGAUACCAACAGCAUUGUUCCAAAGAGUAGUGGCAGGACUUCUGCAAGUCAGCAUGCAAUGAAUGACCAUCAGGCUUCCUGGUCUGCAGACACUGUGUCUAAAGUCAUUCUAACUGGUCAUCAGAGUGUUCACAAAGAAGAAUUGACCAAAAGUGAAGCUGAGAAAAAGGUGAGGCAACAAAUCAGUGCUAAUGCCCCAAAACAGCAGAGGAAACUCUCUGAUCAAAUGACUGCAGAACGAAGACACUCUCCUGAAAGUGGAAACCAGAAAACUCAAGUCAACCAGUCUUCAGUCUCCAACACAAGUUCAGGGAAUACAGCAGCUGGUUUCUCUAACCCCCUUGCCACCAAUAAGAGAAUCAGGCUGUCAACUUCUGAUGGCAGAAAUGUAACUCUUGAUCUGCCAUCGGAGUGUACAUUCACUGAACUGCAGUCUUUGAUAUCCUCCUCACUGGGUGUAACACCUACCAACCAGAGGAUCAGGCAUGGCUUCCCACCAAGAGAACUUAAACCUCCCCCUGGUUCUGGGAGUGAUUUCAAGGUGCCCAUACAGCCUGGCGAUAAGAUCAUGCUAGAUAUUAUUGAUCAAUUAGAACCUAAAGCUAAAUCUGCUAAAGUUUCAACUGAUGUUAGGAAAAUAAUCCAUCCUCUGACACCAAGCAAAGGUCUUUCAUGGACAUCCUUUGCUGAAGGAGAGUUUGAUGAAGCCUCUGACAGAGUUUUACAAGGACUGAUGGAUCCUUUGCUAACAAGUGGUGGAGAUAACUUAGAUCACUCAUUAUCUGCCCUGGCACUGACUGCUGCCCUUGACAACAAAGAAUUGUGGCCCUAUGUGAUUCAGAGGCCUCACUUGUUUUCUGUCAAUGGUUUGUUUUACAAGCAGGUUGAGAGAGACAUGGGCCUGGAGCAUGGCAAACAUUGCCAGUUACCUCUCUUACCCCACAAGGUUUUUGUGUACAAUAGGUAUGAUGACAGGUUGGAGCUGUGUCUUGAACCGUAUGGACAUUUCCCAAUAGAAAGUAAUGUAGAGAGAAAUGCUUUCUCAAUGCUACCUGCCAGCAAGUGUGUCAGCAAACCAGGAGGAAAACCAUUCACAGGUCAAGGCCACUCACUUAGGUCAAGCACCAGCCAAGAGGAACGAAUGCCCACAGACAUCCCAAUGUCUCCCAAACGUAAUGAAGCACGCAGGCUUAACAACAUGUGUGAUCCAGCCUCCAGACAGGAGUCUAUUGAAGAGGAAGAUGAAGACAUUGAGAAGGUGUUAGAUGACAGUGCCUCUCACCGCUUAAACCCAGCUCAAGUCAUCAGGAAUUUGCCUUUGAUCAAAAAUGCUUUGGGAGCCCAUCUUCCAGAGGCUAAACUGGUUCGCAAGGGCCCUGGUUACAGUGAACUGAGUCCCAUCCCAGAGAAUACAGUCAAUGAACGCAUUGACCUUCUCCAUCAGUGGGUGAACAGGAUGGAGAAAGUUGUGGAAUCCAUUGAUAGAGAUGCUAAAGCUGCAGAAGAAAAAAGUCAGCUUUCUUCUGUCUACAAGAGCACCAAGGAAUCCCCAACACACUGCAGCAGCUUUCCCUCACCACCUAUCUUUCAGGCAUUAGAGAACAAGUCCAAUGAGCUAGCAUCUUUGAACAGGUUCAGUGAGUCAGGAAUGAACAAUUCUAGUCGGUCCCCAGCCUCUCCUUCUGAAGCAACUAAUGUUCAUUUGAACAGCAAGGAAUAUAAUGAAAGUCUGAAGUCAGACCUUAGUGUCUCCCCCAGCAAGUCAUCAGAGAGUUGGUCAGGACAGAGCAAUCCUAUUGCAGCUUUAGCUGAGAAGGUGGCCUUUAACAUAGCAGCUAUGGACACAGAGUCUGACUUGUGCAGCUCAAGACAAUGUACUCCUCUUAAUGACAGUCAUGUGCAGAGUCAGGAUGUUACAAUGGAGGCUACAGUAACAUCUUCUGAAACAUAUAUAGAAAGUGACAUGUCUGACAAUAUAAUAGCUAUCACUGAACAGGCUCCUGACAGUGACAGGGAAGAUUUAAAGAACAAUGCCUUGCCAGAAUUGAUGGAUAGCUCUUAGGUCUAAGAAUGAAUACCAAGAGAUCAAAGACUUCAGUAUUUUGUCAACUUCAUUGUUAGGAAGUCAAGCUGCUGACUUCGGAGGAGCAUUUUAUCUACAUGGCAAUGGCCAGUUGGUGGACACACCUUAUGCCCAUUGUGAAUCAAGUGGAGAGAUUGUCAACUGACCUAAGUGUAGUUUGUGUGAUAUUCUUACACUUGUAUUCUAACCACCUGGACAGUGUCCAGUGCUGACCUUACACUUUGACAGAGAACUCAUUGCUAACUUCAAAACUAAGACUGAUCUGAUUUUAAAGUUGAACUUGUUUGUACUUUCACUAAGAUAAAGAUUGAACAAAGUGUUCAAGUUGCUAUGGGCUUUAAUUUGAUAGUUAACAUAACUCAGAUGAAAAUGUUUGAUAAUGAAUAGAAAAUCUACACAGAGAUCAGUCAGGACUUUAUGGUCAAAUAUUUGUUUACUUAUAGUGAAGGUGCUUUCUGACACCCAUAUCUCUUUGUUAUAGCUAAUAAAGAAUGUUUUUGGAAUCUGAUCACCAGGCCCCUUUGUAACAUCCAGAGUCUUAUCCUUAUCUAACAAAAAUGUGUCACUAUACUUGCUCUAGGUGUUGUAAUACUGUGCCAAAUUCUUUUGUGCAAUGAUUGAUCAUUGCUAACAAAUACAUUCAUUAUUUAAAUAAUACAUAACAGAAAACUUAAGCAUUGCCAUCUGUCUGGCUGUUAAACUGGCAUAGCACUGUUUUGUUAGUUUAAAAGUUGCUAAAAAAUUUAUAUGAAAAGAAAGUUUGACUUUUUUCCCAUCUAUUGUUAACUUAUAAAUAUCUUAUCAAGAAUCUAUAGUUAACAUUUUUUCUGUUUAGUUCUCUGUAAAUAAUUCAAUGUACUACUUUUCAUUUGGACGUUUAGAAAGUUGAUGGGGAAGUUACACAAGUAAUUGUGAUGUUGGCUAGAACUUUGUCACAAAAGUCACAUGUAAAAACUAGAGUGUAGCAACAAAUGUUGAGAAUACAUCAAAGGAAUAAAAUAGUUUGCUCAAAUACUGCUGGACUACGAGUCACUGGUUCAUGAACUGGUUCAGUAUUCAAGGAAAAGAGUUGUUACUAAGAAAACACUUUUAAUACUACUAGAAGUACAAAGUGAUGUUAACUUGACUUGUAACUUUUCUAUUUUAGUCUGCAACAUGAUUACAGUCAGUGUUUUGUCAUCACCCUUCACAGUUCCCAUCUCUAAUCAUUUCUCUAAAAUCUCACCAUCAGCUAGCCAUGCGUCCCAUCAACCAUCUUACUAAUGUCAGUUGUUUGUCUUCAUUCAUUUGGAUUGAUUUGUCACUCAAACUAGAAACUAACGGAAUUUUUUUGUUUCACAAACGUUUUUGUUUUUUUUAAACCUUUCUCUAAUUUUCUUUUUAUAAAUAAAUAUUUCAAGCAUUUUUUUUUCACAAGAGCCUAACAGCUCAGCAGCAAAAAGAAUAAGAAAUGUAUAUUUAUUAAUAAUUUGCAAUAUCUAUAUAUCCAAGGUCUUUUCCCAUACCUAAAGUAGCCAUCACAAUUUAGAAAAAAAAAGAAAUUCUAUAUGAUAAAUAAAAUAAAAAAAGGGCAGAUGUCUAUUGAUUCUGAACUUUAUUUAUAGUUUGGGUGUUAUAAUCAGUUGUAAUGAACAAUAGAUGAAGUAUUUUAGUUUGUGAAAUCAGUUGAAGUCAAUUAUAUAUGCACAGAAUGUCUUAUAAUGUAAGCUACUAAUAUGUUGUCCUAAGAAUUAUGUUAAGAAUCCAAAAUUUAUUAAACCACAUUAACUGCUAGGGUCUGGUGCUACUAGACCUAGUUGUAAUCUUUGCUCAGUCUUAUCUUUUUUUUAUUGCUAUUUUCUAUUGGUUUACAUUGAAAAAAAAUACUGUCUAUUUGAAGUUUUCUUUCACAUUGUUUUCUUUGAAUUAAAAUGCAAUUUUCCAUACAGUUUAUGUUUAAUCUCAUUGUUUUUAUUUUAUUACAAGAUAUCUGUUUCAUUGAAGGUGUCUCAUCAGAUGAAUAGACUAAUAUUUGUAAUCUGUUUCUUUUGAUUUUGACAUCAACUGCUUACUCUUUAAAAAAAAAGUAAUUUGGGAAAUAUAAUUUGUAUUUGUUCUAUAAAUAUCAGAAUUAUUUUAUUUCUAAUUAGCAAACUGUUAGAAAUGUUAAAUGGUUUUUAAUUUUUGUUGGUAAUGAGUCAUCGAGAAUCUCUCUCCUUUUUAUAGGAGCAAAGAAUCAAUACUUUUCAAGGUUUAGAUAUUUUAAGAAUUCAUAGUUAUUGGAUGACAACAUUAGUAACUCAAUUUCUGUUGUAAUUUUUAGUUCAGCAACUCAUGUAAUAGACAAAUAGAAGAGUUUCAUGUUCACAGGAAGUGACACAAAGUCAGUCUUGUGACCAGUUGUGGGAUCUACUUGUUCAAAAGUUUAAUAACUUAAGUCCAUAAAUGCAAGGGAGACUUUUACUUGUGCAUAGUGCCCAUUGUCUCCAAUUUUUGAAGUUUCUGGCCCUAGUUUAAACCUGUGACAUCUGGCCCUAAGUGUAAAAAGUGUCUUGGUUUAAACCUGUGACAUCUAGCCCUAAGGAUAAAAAGUGUCUUGGUUUAAUCCUGUGACAUCUAGCCUUAAGCGUAAAAAGUGUCUUGGUUUAAACCUGUGACAUCUAGCCCUAAGGGUAAAAAGUGUCUUGGUUUAAUCCUGUGACAUCUAGCCUUAAGCGUAAAAAGUGUCUUGGUUUAAACCUGUGACAUCUAGCCCUAAGGGUAAAAAGUGUCUUGGUUUAAACCUGUGACAUCUAGCCCUAAGGGUAAAAAGUGUCUUGCUUUAAACCUGUGACAUCUGGCCCUAAGUGUAAAAAGUGUCUUGCUUUUAAGCUGUAACAUCUAGCCCUAAGGGUAAAAAGUGUCUUGCUUUAAACCAUGACAUCUAGCCCUAAGGGUAAAAAGUGUCUUGCUUUAAACCUGUGACAUCUAGCACUAAGGGUAAAAAGUGUCUUGCUUUCAACCAGUGACAUCUAGCACUAAGGGUAAAAAGUGUCUUGCUUUCAACCUGUGACAUCUAGGAUAUAAAAACAUACUUUAACUCUAGGCCACUCAGUUUCAAUAUUGCUAAAAAGACUAACUAAUACAGACUUGUAUUUUUUAAAAAUGUUUAUGUACACUGGUUAGUGUUGCCUUUUUGUCAGUUUGAGUACUAGGACAUGUUUUGUUCAAUCAGUAUGUUUUCAUUUAACUCAUGAUAUUAUUUUGUUGAGAUGUUUGUUCAGUACAUUGCUUUCACUCUGUCAUGAAAUUCUUGAAUGAAUAACAGGAGGAACUGAACUUAUAGAAAUGUUGCUUUAUUUUCAGUUCAACAUUUUUUUGGGUAUUAAAAAUAGAAACAUUUUUCA
Biomphalaria glabrata is the source of this 7758-nucleotide messenger RNA. RefSeq names its product deubiquitinating protein VCPIP1-like. The coding region runs from base 452 to 4372 and encodes 1306 amino acids. NCBI's taxonomy places the organism in Eukaryota, Metazoa, Mollusca, Gastropoda, Planorbidae. The transcript has 22 exons. The record is from RefSeq and is a predicted model, not a curated record. Gene Ontology annotation, molecular function: cysteine-type deubiquitinase activity. Gene Ontology annotation, biological process: Golgi reassembly; protein K11-linked deubiquitination; protein ubiquitination.